Molecule: messenger RNA, 552 nt
Organism: Nicotiana attenuata
Lineage: Eukaryota; Viridiplantae; Streptophyta; Magnoliopsida; Solanales; Solanaceae
Product: non-specific lipid-transfer protein-like protein At2g13820
Exons: 3
Coding region: 1-552 (183 amino acids)
Source: RefSeq, a predicted model, not a curated record
AUGGCUUAUUCCAAAUCAAUUAUUCCUUCCUCUUUUAUUGUAAUUUUUUCAUGGGUUUUUGUGGGUUUAUCCCAUGGUAUUGAACUUGAUAAAAAUCUAUUAGGAGCAUUAUUUGCUGAUAAUGGUGAAAAUGGUGGUAUUUUUGAUAUGCCAUGUGUUCAAAAAUUGAUGCCAUGUCAAUCUGCUUUGACAUCACAUUCUAAAAAUCCACCAGCAACUUGUUGUGUGCCAUUGAAGGAAAUUAUUACGAGUGAUGCGCAGUGUCUUUGUACUGUAUUUGGUAAUGCUGAUUUAAUGAAGAGUUUUAAUGUUACAAAAGAUGAAGCUUUGAGUUUUGCAAACGCUUGUGGUGCUAAACCUGAUCUUUCCCUUUGCAAAAAUGCCACUGCUUCACCUGGUUCAGCCCCAUCUGUUCCUUCAGCCUCUAACAAUUCGUCUUCAAGUAACAAGACUGCAAGUCCACCAACAGCAAAUGCAGCUACUGUGACUUCCAAAUUUGGAGGCUUUGUUGCUGUUGCAUCGUUUAUGAGUUUAGUAAUGUCAGCAUUUUAA